Pteronotus mesoamericanus is the source of this 434-nucleotide messenger RNA. RefSeq names its product histone H3. The record is from RefSeq and is a predicted model, not a curated record. Gene Ontology annotation, molecular function: DNA binding; protein heterodimerization activity; structural constituent of chromatin. Lineage: Eukaryota; Metazoa; Chordata; Mammalia; Chiroptera; Mormoopidae. The transcript has a single exon. Bases 1 to 411 code for a protein of 136 amino acids. Gene Ontology annotation, cellular component: nucleosome.
AUGGCGCGUACUAAGCAGACUGCACGGAAGUCGACCGGUGGCAAGGCGCCGCGUAAACAGUUGGCCACCAAAGCGGCCCGCAAGAGCGCGCCGGCCACGGGUGGCGUGAAGAAGCCGCAUCGCUAUCGUCCGGGUACCGUGGCGCUGCGCGAAAUCCGCCGCUACCAGAAGUCUACUGAGCUGCUGAUCCGCAAACUGCCCUUCCAGCGCCUGGUGCGAGAGAUUGCACAAGAUUUCAAGACUGACCUGCGUUUCCAGAGCUCUGCGGUGAUGGCGCUGCAGGAAGCGAGUGAGGCAUACUUAGUGGGGCUCUUUGAAGACACCAAUCUGUGCGCUAUCCACGCUAAACGCGUGACCAUCAUGCCUAAAGAUAUCCAGCUGGCCCGCCGCAUUCGCGGGGAGCGGGCUUAAUGCGUACAGUCUUAAGCAUAACA